AUGCAACUAAGCAAGAAGUGUACUGAAAUAGCUACGUGCUUAAAAAAUCAUUGUUUUGUGAAACACAGAGCUGACGAACUUCGAUAUCUAUGCCUCCGAAUAUUUAUAAAAAUGGGAAUUUGUUGGUCUUUGUGUGAAUUCUUUGGUCCCAAAACUUCACCAACUUCAACACAAAACAUACCAUCAACUUCAUCAAAUUUCUACGAUGCAUCGUCAUGGCAAUUCACUGGAACCAGCGCUUUACGACCAACAAACGAGCCGAAUUCAGUACAAGUUAUUCGGCCCUCUUCUUCAACAACAAACACACUUUCAUCGCGAUCAAACGAACCACGAAUUAGUCAGCCCACUUCAUCAACUACACAAACGGCUUCAUCGCAAAUCAUCGGAGUAAAUUUAAGCGCGCAAAUCGGCGCGUCAGUUUCUCCACCAAUCGCCCAACCAGAUUCAUCGAAAUCCCCAAUAUGCACAGAAUAUUCACAGAAGAGGGCUCAAGGGCAAGCUACAAAUGAUUCGGACAAUAAUCAGGAUUACUUCAAGAUCAGAAGUGAUAGCGAGAUGUAUGACAAAAUUUUCAGGAGUUUCCGAACCACGCUAAAAGUGUCAGAAAUCUCGAAUGCCCAACCGGUUAAUAGAAACCCACAAAUGCUAACGGAAUUUUUAAAAACUCUCUCACAGCUGGAUGAUGUUCAGCUGAAUUGGAGUGAUAUUGAACUCAUUAAUAAUACGGAUCAGCGCAAUCACUACACAUUGGAAAACUUACAAUCCAGUUGUCUUGAAUAUCAAUGUAUAGCAUUUCUAUUUAAAAGGACCAACAAACGUUUCUACACGAUCCAGAAUAUUCAGAAAGUUUUCAAUCCGUAUUUAAUCUUGCAAUAUAAAUUGAAGCGCUUAGAACUAGAAUAUAACGAGAAGAAACCAGUACAACAAUUAUUAUUGUUUCAUGGGACGCACGCAAGUAAUUUGGACAAGAUUUGCAAACUAAAUUUUAACUGGAGAUUACCAGGAAGAAAUAAAAACGAGCUCGGCCAGGCAGUAUAUUUUGCAACGAACGCAUACUAUGCGACCCAUUAUGGAGACGAUGGACCAAAUAAAGUAAUGAUCGUUGCCAAGGUUUUAAUCGGGGGAUACAACAAAGGUGAAAGAAACACGGCCUAUCCAAUGCUUGGCAACGACGCAUGUUCGUGUCAUCGAACACCACCGCAAGUAUUCGCUAAAUACGACGACAAUAGUUUUUACCCAGCUUACAUUAUACGCUAUCACGGUAUAGACUUGACAAAGAAGCAAAAACAAACGCAUUAA
Phyllotreta striolata is the source of this 1299-nucleotide messenger RNA. Lineage: Eukaryota; Metazoa; Arthropoda; Insecta; Coleoptera; Chrysomelidae. The record is from the annotation of a GenBank genome assembly.